AUGGAAGAUCAAAAGAAAACAGAUGUAAUUAAAAACAUGCGGACAGUCUUGCCUCCACUCAACUUAAAAGCAUCGGAAGUGCCAGAACAGUCAGUGCAGAAGAGCGUGCCCUCUCAGAGCAGCCCACCGCAAAGUAAACAGAACAGAAUAGCACCUGUAGCAGAGCCCUCUCAUGCGCCAAAUAUAAUGCCAAAUGGGAUGAUGAUGUAUGGAUAUCGACAUCCAGACAGAGAGCGGCCAUUAGAUAAACUAGACAGACCAGACAGGCCCCAUAUGCACAUGCCCCCAGCACCAGGUGGCAGAUACAGGGUACAUCCCUCCAAUGGGUACACUCCGUACAAUCCAUUUGGAAAGGCGCCUCUUGGGUAUCCCCCUGGCAGGCAGCCGCCACAUGCACAGACCAGGUACUACCCACCCUCCAGGCAGCACCCAUACAUGGGAGAGAUGCACUCUUCUGGUAGAAUGCCAUCAGACAAAAAGCCCCCUAUGGCGCAUCCGCAGAGGCACACCAUGCCGCCAAGUGCCCACGGGCCAGCGCAUCCGCCAAGCAAUGCAGGCAUGCCAGGGCCCAGUAACCCAGCCAUUCUCAUGCCAGAGGUGGGGGGAAGUGCGAAGAUACAGAUAAAAGAUGCCAUGCGGUAUUUGGACGUUGUGAAGGAAGAGUACAAAAAUAACAAGGAAGUUUACAACAAAUUCCUGAAGACAAUGAAGGACUAUAAGGACAGACACAUCAAUGCGAAGACGGUUAUUGAGAUUAUGCUCUCUAUCUUUAAUGGGAACCAGAAGCUCAUACAGGGCUUUAACCAGUUCCUUCCAAAGAAGUAUGAGAUACUUCCCUCCGGCGAGGUGAAGAUGCAUGGCGAGAGACCAGAUACAGACAAGCAGCCCAAGAGAAUGCCACCCCGGGAGUAUCCGCCAGCAAGUAAGCCGCCGCAGAUGCAGUAUGACCCCCGCAGAGAUCUUGAGGGUCUGGGGAUAGGAAUUAAGUCGCAGCCUGCGCGCACUGACCAGGAUAACAUGGGGCGUGUUGUGAACUAUCUGAAUAAGGUGCGAAAACAUCUGGAAAACAACCCAGUGUCCUGGUUUGAGUUCCUUCGGAUAGUCCAGUCAUACAAAAACAGCAAAGAGCAUCGGCCAAUUCCAGAAAUCCUUGCAAGCAUAAAGGUGCUUUUGAAGGAUGAUCCUGUUCUUAUCUCUGAGUUUAUGGUGUUUUUGCCCCAGCAGGAAAAGAAGUCCAUGCGCCCAGGGCAGAGACAGCUUCUUCCCCCGCCAGCAGACUCACUCUCCAUGCUGAAUGACAUACGCACACUUCUUAGCAGGCGCGGAAUAUACAAAGAGUUUGUCAAGGCGCUGAAUAUGUUUAACCAGGGCCUUCUUAAUACAAAUGCGCUUCUUCUUAUUGUAGAGCCUUUUCUCCGGGGAUCAGCCUCUCUGCUUAGUCUCUUCCGGUACUACAUUGGGCAUAGAGAAGUCAAUGUGCCUCCCCACAUCCAGAGCAAUCUUGAAACAUACAAAAAGGUGGGGUCAUACAGAGUUCUUCCAGAGAAAUACAGACAGUCCAUGCACACAGGGCAAACACCUGAUGAUGCAGCAGUUCUAAACACAGGGUAUGUUGCGUGCCCAACCUUCUCCAGCGAGAGCUCUACAUUUAUCUUUGCAAAAAAGAAUGCACACGAGGAGGCGCUUUUCCGUGUAGAGGACGAGAGGUACGAGUGCGAUGUUCUUCUUGAGAGGGUUUCCUCUUUUAUUCUGAAGCUGAUGGAGUACGAGGCAAUUGUAAUUGCAGACGCAAAUGUCUCCAAGGAGCACAACAAGUGCCCUCUUCCAGUGCUCAAGCUUUCUGCGCUGGACAAGGAGAUAAUAGGCGCUGUGUAUGGAGCCUCCUGCGAUGACAUCAUUCUUGGAAUCAUUUCACACCCAAUCCGCGCAAUUCCUGUUGUUCUGAAGCAGCUUCGAUCUAUUGAGGCCCAGUGGAUCAAGGCCCGCACAGUGUCUCUUGAAAUAUGGCGAUCCACCGUGGACAGAAACUACAUUAAGUCGCUAGAUGUGCGUGGCUACAAGAUACGCAGCACCGAGAGAAAGACAACGCUUCUUAAGCAGUUCACCAAGGAGCUGGAUGUGUCGAAAGAAGUUUCUUUCUCUCUGGGAACGCGCUCUGUGUGUGAGCAGAUUCUAUCAAUUAUUUCUGACAGCAUGGAUUUGGAAGCAGGUGCAGAAAAGGCACGCGCUCUUGAGACAUUUAUGAGUUUGCCGCUGCAGUGCAGUGUAUUCUUGGGAACACCAGAGAUCUAUUGCGCACUGAAGGGCAUAUCCACAAUUUGCUGCAGAGUUGCAGAGGCCAUCCACGGAAAGAGAAUAAAGCCAGGGCAAAACAAAGUGGCUGAAGACCUGGGAAUCCAGCGUGCAUCAACCAGUGAUAACACCCAGGAGGGAGCAGAGUCUCUGCAGGAAAUGAUUCUUUCAUCGCUCAGAGCUUAUGUUAUGGAGGAAAUAGACGCAGCAGAGUUUGAGGAGAAAAUGAUCCAGGGACUUGGCGUGCCAGGCGCCUCUCUUGUUGGCAUCUUAGGGGUUUUCCAGAACGUCGAGUCCAUGAUAGAUACAGCUCUUGAGAACAAGGCAUCCCUAGAAAUGCUUGAAAGAGUGCAGAAUAGAGAGCAUGUCCAAACAUCAAACCUCUCAGAGCUGAUGAUCCGCGGAGUACCCAUUGUUCGCAUGGAAAUCUCCACGGGGCUAGACAACACACGCACAGUCCAUGCAUCCCGCGUGCCCCACACCCAGGCAGGGCCUGCCUGGAUCAGCUAUGUAAAGAAGUAUAGCACAGAGGAGACCGAGGAUAGGCAGCCUUUUAUGAAAAGAAGUCUCUGCAGCAAGAGGAAAGCACAGGCAUCCUUUGGCCUGGAGCCUUUCUUUGCGCAGGACCGCCUGAAGGUAUGCUACAUCCCGGGAACAGAAGACUUUAUGUCUGUAAAAAGAAGAAAGACUGAAGAAAUUCAGGAGUAA
This is a messenger RNA of Nematocida ausubeli, 3000 nucleotides long. RefSeq lists its product as uncharacterized. Lineage: Eukaryota; Fungi; Microsporidia. Gene Ontology annotation, biological process: regulation of DNA-templated transcription. The record is from RefSeq and is a predicted model, not a curated record. Gene Ontology annotation, molecular function: transcription corepressor activity. Bases 1 to 3000 code for a protein of 999 amino acids. The transcript has a single exon.